Camellia sinensis is the source of this 1105-nucleotide messenger RNA. RefSeq names its product putative inactive dual specificity protein phosphatase-like At4g18593. Gene Ontology annotation, biological process: protein dephosphorylation. The record is from RefSeq and is a predicted model, not a curated record. Gene Ontology annotation, molecular function: protein tyrosine/serine/threonine phosphatase activity. Lineage: Eukaryota; Viridiplantae; Streptophyta; Magnoliopsida; Ericales; Theaceae.
AAGGACAACAGCAACCCCAUAUCCCAUAUAUAGAGAGAGGGUGCCGCACAAAGCUUUGCAAAUACACGGUUCAGUUUUGUUACCGAUUCGAACUCGAAAGCUUCGGAUUUGGGAAUUACCCAGUUCAAUUGCUCACGAUCACUCUCUCUCUUCCCAAGCAUUGAGUAGCCAGCCUCAAAUGGCAGCACCUAAUAAUUCUGAUUUGGGAUCUGAACCAAAACCUCAAGUAAUAUAUCGCUGCAAGAAAUGUCGAAGAAUCGUUGCUUCACAGGAGCAUGUAGUUCCCCAUGAGCGCGGUGAGGGUCAAAAAUGCUUUAAAUGGAGAAAGAGAAGCGGUAAUCCUGGGAAAAAUGAUAAAGAGCUUCCUGAAUGUUCAUCCAUAUUUGUGGAGCCUAUGAAGUGGAUGGAAGCAGUACAAGAUGGUGGUGUGGAAGAGAAGAUUCAGUGCAUGGGCUGCAAAGCGCGAUUGGGUUCUUUCAAUUGGGCGGGUAUGCAGUGCAACUGUGGAGCUUGGGUUAACCCGGCAUUUCAGCUUCACAAAAAUCGAAUCGAUGAGUGCCAGAUCUGAGUCAGGUCAAUAUUCUCUCAUGAAAUCAUAGUUAAGGAGCAGUGCUACUAAAACAGAAACCAAACAUACUGAAUCACGGAGACUCACAUAACUGUGGACCCCACAAUGUGUAGGCCCCAUAAUCAUGUGAAUAUGUGUGAUCCAUUAUGUGUUGGUAUUGUGUUCCUAGCUUUUUUGGUAGUUAAGACAGUUAAGUAAUUAUGCUAGAUCAGCUGUCGGGUUUGCCUUGUUUUAACUUAUAGGCCUGAUGAAUGAUAAAAGUUUUCAAAAUGAGCCAUCUCCUUGCAAAAUGCAAAUCUUUUGAUGGAAAUGUGUUGCUGCUGGCAGUUAAAUUGUUUAUAUGGAAAAGUUACUACGGAUCCAGAAAAGUGUCGAGAAAAUGAAGUGUGUGGUGUAGAUUCAAAUUUGAUAUGGUGCCGGCUACUCCCAGAAUGAAUCUAGUCCACACAUUUCAUUUUCUGGAUGUUUUUCUGGAUUCGUAAAAUGUUUGAAUUGUUAUCAUAAGAAAAUUUUAUAAUCUGAUUUAUACGACUCUCU